Molecule: messenger RNA, 1582 nt
Organism: Capsicum annuum
Lineage: Eukaryota; Viridiplantae; Streptophyta; Magnoliopsida; Solanales; Solanaceae
Product: nudix hydrolase 18, mitochondrial
Exons: 4
Coding region: 301-963 (220 amino acids)
Cellular component (GO): nucleus; cytoplasm
Molecular function (GO): pyrophosphatase activity
Source: RefSeq, a predicted model, not a curated record
CUAAAGGAUCGGACAAACAGACAUAACAGAGCAUUCUCCUAUCAUCCACACAAUUAUAUCGAGAGGAAAAAAAAAGCUCCAUCUAUCUCUGACAUUUAUUUAAUUUCUUGAAAUAUUGUUCAAAAGAUUAACAUGUAACCGAAGAAAAUAGCCAAACAUAAAUUGUACGCGCAAAACUAACGGCCUAAUUCCAAUCCUAUAUAUAUUGAUGUCUUCUCUUGUAUCCCCUUUUUGUUUCAGAAACAUUUUAUUUGAAGGAAGAAGAAAAAGAUAUUGUGUUUUUAUUUAGUUUUGUUGAAUAUGCAAAUCAAGAAAUCGUUCUCUAUGAAUUCCCGUACAGGAAGAGAUUUGCAGAGAUACAAUCGUGGUUGCCGUCAAGUUGUUGGAUGCAUUCCAUAUAGAUGCAAAACGAGGGACCCAUCAUCAUGUGUUCAGGGCAGCCCUAUUGAUGAUUUGGAAUUUUUAUUGAUCAGCUCGCAGAAGAAUUCAAGAAUGAUGUUUCCUAAGGUUUCUGUAUAUCUUUCUAUAAUACAAUACAAUUCAAUAUUCAAUAUGUGGGAAAUGUAUCAUUCACCAAUUAAAAUGCAGGGUGGUUGGGAAAUUGAUGAAUCACUGGAAGAGGCAGCUUCAAGAGAGACCUUUGAAGAAGCUGGAGUGGUUGGUGAGGUUGUUGUUCAGGAAUAUUUAGGUACCUGGAGUUUCAAAAGCAAAAGCCAAGGCACAUUUCAUGAGGGGCAUAUGUUUCCUCUGCGUGUCUUAGAAGAACUAGAUGAAUGGCCUGAGAAAACUAUCCGUCGACGUUUAUGGGUGAAUUUUAGUGAAGCCAGGGAAGUAUGUUGGCAUCCAUGGAUGAAAGAAGCAUUGGAUGUCUUUGCUUCUAAGGUGUCAAAGAGAAAAGAAGGGACUCAGAUAUACCAUUUCAAGGAAUUGUCGGAUGAAAGUAGUGUGGUCUGCUGCAGUUAAGCCAGUAUUACUGCUAGCAAGCAUUCUUCCAUAAACAAGAGCCAAGGAGUAGGUGCCGCACUCUCUCUCCCAAAGUCAAAUAUUGAGUGAAUAGCUUCAUCUUAAUAGGUAGUAGUUCAAAGAUGAAGCUAGAAUCAGCGAAGAACCAAAAAUGAACACCAAAUCCAAGACAACGGGUUCAAUGAAACAUAAAUAACAAACAUUGUUGCACGAAGUUUGCAACGAAACGAAUUACUUCUUGGAUCAAUGGCUAUUUGAUGGAAUUUUUAAGAAGCCCGGAAUCAAGAAUCUCGAAGGAGCCAUUCGUACCUUAAUUAACAUGACAACUUGAAAUGCAGGGAAUCGACAUUAUACUGAAACAAAAUGAAGAAACAAUCUUUGGUUGCACUAAUUGAAGUAUUUAGCACUAGAGGAGAGGAGAAGAGAAGCAAAGCCUAAGAAGUUUGUUUGAUAGAUUUAGUAAACUGGUUAUCAAGAAGGUACUCAAAAUACCAAAGGUGAAAAGUUAAUUAUUGGGGUUAAUUCAUUUAGGUGUUAGGAGAAUUGUAGAAUAUAUGUACAAAUUUUUUUCCAACUUUGUAUUUAAUUCGUUGAAAUUUAAUCACUCAUUCUUUCACAA